Messenger RNA from Pelagomonas calceolata, 924 nucleotides. Lineage: Eukaryota; Pelagophyceae; Pelagomonadales; Pelagomonadaceae. The record is from the annotation of a GenBank genome assembly.
AUCACUUCGACGCUCUGCGGCACAGCCUGUGUUGCCCUGUCUAUUGCACCACACUUCCGCUGCACUCACGACAGAACGCUCUCGUAGUAGCGCUCGCAGCGAACCACAGCACCACCGCACGAUCGACGCGAAGCAACGUGCCGAUAGCAGCCCAAAACAGCACUGCACAAAGCAAGCGUACCACCAUGAAUGCUGCUGAAGUGAAAUCGGCAGUCUUUGCGUCCGUGGGGUGCCUCGUAGGCAUGCUCGCCGUGCACGAAGCCAACAAAUUCGCCUACGAGAAGUACGAGUACAAAGUCGGCUGCCCGCCGAGCGGGCCCCUGGCUUGUUUAUUGUUCUGCAUGCCGACGGCGCCGGCGUCGCAGCCCAAGACCGUGAUCAUCAGCCACGCCAUCGCCGUGCUGUCGGCGUUGUGUGCGGUGGCCGUCCACGACUUCAUCCCCGUGUUGGAUGUGCCGAAGCCCGUUGUUGGGUUAGUCUUGUCGAUCCUCGCGAUGAAGCUCGCCAAGGCGAUAAAUCCGCCGGCCGCGGCCUACGCGGCGGCGCUGUCGGGCAGCGGCACGACUUUUGGAGCGGUGCUCACCUGUGUGGAAAUCAAAAUUUUACGGCGCGUUCGUGCUGAAUCAUCGCGUCGUCCUCCACGCCAUCGACGCGACGCUGCUCGAUGGUGUGGCGAUGCCGGUUCCUCGCCGCUCGAGCGCACCCAACACACUGGUUGAUUUCCACACAGGUGCUCACGGGGCCCGGGACGCUAGGAGCGGUCGUGCUCAUCGUCGUCCAGCAGGUCUACUUCAAGAUCACGGACGCGCUCUCCGGCACGAAGGCCAAGAAGGCCUAGUUGCGCCACUUUGUACAUAGCUCCCCCUAAGAUUCACAUAGACGUCGCGUCGACAGCGUACCCCGACGAGAGAAAAAGAACUACUU